Purpureocillium takamizusanense is the source of this 2242-nucleotide messenger RNA. RefSeq names its product Mannose-1-phosphate guanylyltransferase. The transcript has 2 exons. NCBI's taxonomy places the organism in Eukaryota, Fungi, Ascomycota, Sordariomycetes, Hypocreales, Ophiocordycipitaceae. Gene Ontology annotation, biological process: biosynthetic process. Gene Ontology annotation, cellular component: cytoplasm. The record is from RefSeq and is a predicted model, not a curated record. The coding region runs from base 717 to 2012 and encodes 431 amino acids.
CAGCUCAGCAAGACUACCUGCACAAAUGCGCAGCAGAGGUGCUUCAGGCUGCCCAGUGUCAAUGACUCAGGCCUGUCCGGUGAGCUUCUCGGUGAGCCACCCAAGCUCCUAGCGCGCGGCUACGGCCCGAGACUCGCUUAAUCGCAUAACAAACCCGCCCUCAUCUUCAAGUGGCGGCGUUCCGGAACUCUAACCCCCUGGCAACGCGCAAAGCCCAAGGCUCAUCUCGCACCCCGCACCACACCAGCUAGCCCAGGAGCAUUACCUAACGUGACAGCUUGGCCCCACGACGACGGACUCGAGGAAAGGAGAGCACGACACCGACAGCAACAUCGGCGACAGCAACAGCACCAGACAGAGCCUUGUUGCUGAGCCCACCUGUGGCAGCAGUUCGACUGUGACAUACAUCAAGCCGUUGCUCCAACUAUAGGCCUCGCAGACGCCUUCGCCAAACAGCCACGCCGCGCCCGCCAAAUACCCCUCCACUCCAUCAUCACCACCAUGUCCCUGCAGGUGCCCAUGGCGCACCGCUCGAAGGAGCAGGGCGCGACCAAGGCCGUCAUUCUAGUAAGCUCCCGUCAGCCGCAGGAUCUGGGCUUCAACAAAUCUGGCGCGCUUCGCCCAAUGCGUUGAGCGAACACAUGACGACCUCCAAUCGCCUUAGGACCGCUAGGCCGAGUGGUGACAUCGUCAACUUCGUGAGAGCGUAACCGCUAAUGACUCGUCUACCGCAGGUCGGUGGCCCUUCACGCGGCACCCGCUUUCGUCCUCUCUCGCUCGACCUCCCCAAGCCGUUGUUCGAAGUGGCCGGCCACCCCAUCAUCUGGCACUGCCUGUCGUCCGUCGCCCGCGUUCCCGUUAUCCAGGAGGUGUACAUAAUCGGCUACUACGACGAGUCCGUCUUCCGCGACUUCAUCAAGGACUCGGCCAAGGAGUUUCCCUCCAUUACCAUUCGCUACCUGCGCGAGUACCAGGCCCUAGGCACCGCCGGCGGCCUCUAUCACUUCCGCGAUGCCAUUCUCAAAGGCCGGCCCGACCGGCUCUUUGUCCUUAACGCCGACGUCUGCUGCUCCUUUCCCCUCGCCGAGAUGCUAAAGCUCUCCGUUGAGCGCGACGCCGAGGCCGUCAUCCUUGGCACCCGUGUGAGCGACGACGCCGCUUCCAACUUCGGCUGCAUCGUCUCCGACGCACAUACCCGCCGCGUCCUACACUACGUAGAGAAGCCCGAGUCUCAUAUCAGCAACCUCAUCAACUGCGGCGUCUACCUCUUUUCCACCGAGGCCAUCUUCCCCUCCAUCCGCUCCGCUAUCAAGCGCCGCCUCGACCGCCCCGCCCGCCUCCUGUCGUACCCAUCAUCCGACAACCUCGAGACGUACAAUAUGCCCGCUGCGGGAGCCACCAAUGACGAUGAGGAAGAGGAGCGCAAGAACGAGGUCAUUCGGCUUGAGCAGGAUACCCUCGGCGACAUGGCCGACAGCAAGCAGUUCUACGUCUACGAGACCAAGGACUUUUGGCGCCAGAUCAAGACGGCUGGGUCCGCCGUGCCCGCCAACGCGUUGUACCUGCAACAGGCGUGGCAGUCGGAGAGCGACGAGCUCGCCAAGCCGAGCGCCAACAUCGUCCCUCCCGUCUUCAUCCACCCUACGGCGCAGGUUCACCCAACGGCCAAGCUAGGCCCCAACGUCAGCAUCGGCCCGCGCGUCACCGUCGGCGCCGGCGCGCGCAUCAAGGAGAGCAUCGUGCUCGAGGACUCGGAUAUCAAGCACGACGCCUGCGUACUCUACUCAAUUAUCGGAUGGGGUAGCCGCGUUGGCGCAUGGGCCCGCGUCGAGGGUACCCCCACGCCCGUCAACAGCCACUCGACGAGCAUCAUCAAGAACGGCGUCAAGGUCCAGAGCAUCACCAUUCUCGGCAAGGACUGCGGCGUUGGCGACGAGGUCCGCGUCCAGAACUGCGUCUGCCUGCCCUACAAGGAGUUGAAGCGGGAUGUUGCCAACGAGGUCAUCAUGUGAAAGUACUGCCACUUUGUCCUGACCAUCUCGGUAAACCAAUGUCGCUACCUAGAUUGCAAGUACCUACCCAGGUGAGGUAUUGGAAGGCAUCUUUUUCUGCUAUGUAAAUCUCGGUAGUAUGGCAUUUCCUCUACCUAAGUUAAGCUACUAGAAAGGUGAUGGGGAUACAAGUCAUGUUUUGGCAAAAAAUAGUCUAAUGAGAAGAAGAAUAAAACUGGGUUCCAUCUACG